Messenger RNA from Poecilia reticulata (guppy), 483 nucleotides. NCBI's taxonomy places the organism in Eukaryota, Metazoa, Chordata, Actinopteri, Cyprinodontiformes, Poeciliidae. The record is from RefSeq and is a predicted model, not a curated record.
CAGUCACAAUCAUAGCAAAACGAGAAGCAACAGAACAUCAUUACCUCCAUCAUCUUCCAGCAUCAUGAAGACUCUCUGCCUGUCCGUAGGAAUGCUGCUGCUCAUCACCUGCUGCUGUGGCGCCAUGCCUCAGGCAGUGCAGUACAACACAGGUCCUGUAACCUGUUGUGACCAAUUCAGCAACAACAGAGUACCAGCAAAAAGGAUUGCGGACAUAACAAAGACCCACAGCUCCUGCAUGAGACAAGGAUUCAUAGUAGAGACUGUAAAGGGACGUUUAAUCUGCUUCAGACUGUCCACUAUGUGGGUUGAGGAGGCUUACAACCGAAUGGUCAACUCUGAAGGCAUCGGCCAGAAACAAUGAAGAUCCUGAACUGUAUUUAUGUGCAAUACAUUAUGGAAAUGAAUGUAGCUUUUGGAAUGAAUAAGUUUUAAUUUGUUUUGUAUGUAAAUAAACUUCAACAAGUGAAUGCUCAGACAUUU